Bombina bombina (fire-bellied toad) is the source of this 2107-nucleotide messenger RNA. Its product is annotated as myb-related transcription factor, partner of profilin-like. Gene Ontology annotation, cellular component: nucleus. The transcript is spliced from 2 exons. The record is from RefSeq and is a predicted model, not a curated record. Lineage: Eukaryota; Metazoa; Chordata; Amphibia; Anura; Bombinatoridae. Gene Ontology annotation, molecular function: DNA-binding transcription factor activity, RNA polymerase II-specific; RNA polymerase II cis-regulatory region sequence-specific DNA binding. Gene Ontology annotation, biological process: regulation of transcription by RNA polymerase II. Bases 1175 to 2002 code for a protein of 275 amino acids.
UAUUCUGGUAUUUUAUUGUGGUAUUUUAAUGCAAUUCAAUGUGAGUAAGGUUAAUUUUAAAGGUAUAUUUUUAUGAUCUGCUGUAUAGAAUGUAUAGAAUAUUGUAACGGAAUAAGCAUGCAUAGUUGAUUCAAAGCUAAUCUCUACUUAACAUAUUUCAACGUGUUUAUAUUUUUUAACUAAUCAAAAGAAUUUAGGAAUAAAUAUUAAUUUAAAUUGUUUCGUAUAUACACUUUAAUUGGGAAUUAUUUCAAAGAAUAAUAAUAAAUAAGUUGUAUUAUAACCCUGUUAUAUACUGACACAGCAACUCAUCAACUUUGGCACAGAGAAGAAAAAAGUAAUCACAUAUACCACAAAAUGCAACACUAUAGUACCCACCUGACCAGGGUAAUUUUCUGCAAAGUUUAAACAAAUAAAAAUGCCUGAUCUUUUUUCUUUCAAAUUAUUAAAUGUAAAUGUAUUGAAUUACAUUGAAAUUAUCUAUAAAAGUUAUCUUUGAUUUGGUAACUAGCAAGGGGACCUUCUCCCAGCUUUAUCCUUUUCAUUCAGAUCAUGCACAACUUGGGUCAUGUGUCUUUGUUGUAUUUAAUGGUGAGCAAUAUUAUACAAAGACACAAAUCAUUUUAAGAUAAUUUGUGUAUUCUAGAAUAUAAACAACUACAUUCCACAACAAUACCUUCCCCAAAAACAGCACAGUGUUGAUGCAAAGUCCCAGUAUAAUAUCACCAGCUAAUUCCAGCUGUCUUUGGUAGUCACAUGAUGCUGACACUAGGCACUCCAUGUACUUAGUUGUCAAUUAAUCUGAUAUUGUAGAUGCGGAUAAACUCGCUGUUACUCGCAGCGGGCAAAAAUGGUGUCCGCUGUCACUAUGUGCUAAAAAUCCAACCAUAAAUAGACACUUCUAACCCGAUGCGAGCAGUGGCGGAUUAUUGAUAAAUUUGAAUCUUUGUACGCUGCGACUAAGAUAAUGUACUUAAAUGUCAGUAGAAUUGUAUGGACAAUUAUUAACACUUGACAGGCAAGGUGUCAGAAAUGUCAUAGUAGUCGUGGGAACAGAAUUUGGCUACUAUAAAAGUGCAACUUUUCUAAACAACUUAUUAUUAACAUUAUUCUUCAAAAUUUUUGAUCAGUUCAUACAGUGCAUUUUUUUGUAAUAUUUAUUUACAAAUUUGAUAUGGCUUCAUCUGUAUCUGAUACGACUUCAAAAUCCAAGACUCCUCACUUUUCUCAUCAGAAAAACGUAGUUUUGAUUGAUAUGAUUAUUGACUCUUUAUUUGGAUGUCAUGUCAAACAGACCAAUUUUACAAUGAGGAAGAUGAUCUGGCAACGGAUAAGCGAUGCAGUUAGUGCCCAGGGUCCAGGAAAAAAGGAUGUUGAACAGCUCAAGAAACAUUAUAACGACAUCAAACGUUUCGCCAAAGCAAAAUUGGCCAGAGAAAAAAAUUCUGCACGUGCUACCGGGGGUGGACCAGCAUAUGUGGCCGACUUAAAUAACUACAAGCAGAAGCUUGUUCAGUGUCUAGGGCCUGAGAUCAUCACCGUCAUAACGGACGACUGUGACAGUGAUUUGAGAGCUACACCUACACCACAACCACAGCCAGGGAGGAGUACCAAUGAAGCACCCAGUACUUCAAGAUCUUCUGGAGCUGCCCAACAAUUUGAAAUACAUACCCCAGAAAAUCAGGAUGAACAAGUGGAAACACAGGCAUCACCACCACAAGAAACAGGGGAUGUAAAUAUUGCAAAUCCACCAGCUGUUGGACUAUCGGCCGAUGUUGGCUUAACUGAAAUGUUGUCAUUUGCAAGGCAAUAUAGAGAGGACCACAGGGAGAUGCAGAAUGUAAUUAAUAUUAAUAUUGAAUGUUUGGCAGCCAUAUCGGAAAAAAAUAUUGAAAUUGAAAAGGAGAAAGUGGAAAUUGAAAGGCAAAAAUUAAAUCAUCAAAGAGGAAUGUUUCAGUGGCAGAGGCAGAUGGACGAAGAAAAAAAAUUAGCAAAUAAAUAGAGCCAUAAGCCUCACUGAAAGGACACUCCAAUCACUAUUAGCUAUUAUAAGUGAAAGAGAGGGUACAACAGACCCCAAAAGACCAAGGCUACAAUUAACUUUUUU